Raphanus sativus (radish) is the source of this 1897-nucleotide messenger RNA. Its product is annotated as serine/threonine-protein kinase STY13. The coding region runs from base 339 to 1574 and encodes 411 amino acids. Gene Ontology annotation, biological process: protein phosphorylation. NCBI's taxonomy places the organism in Eukaryota, Viridiplantae, Streptophyta, Magnoliopsida, Brassicales, Brassicaceae. Gene Ontology annotation, molecular function: ATP binding; protein kinase activity. The record is from RefSeq and is a predicted model, not a curated record. The transcript has 3 exons.
ACCCAAAACAUCAAAUAAAUAAAAAGGAAAAAAACGGAGUAAAUGGGAAGCGACGACUACUGAGAGACUCAUCUCCUCCUCCACCACCGCUUCUUCUUUAGGUUUCUCAGCUCUGAAACCCCCAUCGGAUACUAAUUGCAAUUUGAUUACUUUUGGGGAGGUUAUCGAUCACCCUCUUAUCUCUGUUGAUCUUUCUACUUAAUCCAAGAGAUUCCGUGUGUUUCUUUCAUGAUGUCUUCCAGCUCAAAUCCACUAGUUUCUGGGCGUAUGAAGCUCUAAGGUGCAUGUUGGAGUAAUUGAAAGGACUCGGUCAGACAUAAGACUAGAUUAGGGAAAGGAUGCUUGAGGGACCUAAGUUCGAUAUGCACGCUCUUGGCAACCACCACAACAACAACUACGAUGCCUUUACACAAGACUUUUAUCAAAAGCUAGGUGAAGAAGGUACAAACAUGUCCACGGACAGUAUGCAGACGAGUAACGCUGGAGGGUCUGUGUCAAUGUCUGUGGACAACAGCAGCGUUGGUUCUAGCGAUGCUCUCAUUGGCCAUCCCGGUUUGAGGCCAAUGCGUCAUCCUUACUCUCUCUCCGUUGGACAAAGCGUGUUUCGCCCAGGGAGAGUCACGCAUGCGCUUAACGAUGAUGCCUUGGCACAAGGGUUGAUGGAUAGUAGGUAUCCGAGUCAGGGACUGGCUAACUACGAAGAGUGGACGAUUGAUCUGAGGAAACUUCACAUGGGUCCUGCCUUUGCGCAAGGGGCGUUUGGUAAGUUAUACAGAGGGACUUACAACGGAGAGGAUGUGGCGAUUAAGCUGCUGGAGAGGCCGGAGAACAGCCCUGAGAAGGCGCAAGCCCUGGAACAGCAGUUUCAGCAGGAGGUUUCUAUGCUUGCGUUUUUGAAGCACCCCAACAUCGUUAGGUUCAUUGGCGCGUGUAUUAAACCGAUGGUGUGGUGCAUCGUGACUGAGUAUGCGAAAGGAGGCUCUGUCAGACAGUUUCUGACGAAGAGACAGAACAGGGCUGUGCCUUUGAAGCUAGCUGUUAAGCAGGCGUUGGAUGUUGCUAGAGGUAUGGCUUACGUCCAUGAGCGCAACUUUAUACACCGGGAUUUGAAGUCGGAUAACCUCCUCAUAUCGGCUGACCGGUCCAUCAAGAUUGCUGAUUUUGGCGUUGCGAGAAUUGAAGUUCAGACUGAAGGGAUGACACCAGAGACCGGGACUUACAGAUGGAUGGCUCCAGAGAUGAUCCAGCAUAGACCCUACACUCAAAAAGUUGACGUCUAUAGUUUUGGAAUCGUGCUGUGGGAGCUGAUAACGGGUCUGUUACCGUUCCAGAACAUGACUGCGGUUCAAGCUGCGUUUGCUGUGGUGAACCGAGGAGUACGUCCAACAGUCCCAGCUGAUUGCCUCCCUGUGCUUGGGGAGAUCAUGACACGUUGCUGGGAUGCGAACCCUGAAGUCCGUCCUUGUUUUGCAGAGAUUGUCAAUCUGCUUGAGGCUGCUGAAACCGAGGUAAUGACGACAGUGAGAAAAGCCCGUUUCAGAUGUUGCAUGACGCAGCCAAUGACGAUCGACUAAUCUGUUGUCUGAAGAAGAAGAAGGGAAAUAAUAAAAAAGAUAACAUAAAAAGAAGAAAACAGAGAGGAAGCAAAAAGAGCUUUAGAUAUAAUGUAAGUUUGUGUGUGUGUGUACCAAUAUGUAAUAUCCUAUUUGUAUCUCUUUUCCCAUGAUAGGAGAAGUAACCCAACCAUUUUAGACCACUGAAUGUUCUAAGAUUUUAUGUACUGCGACUGUCUGAAGUGUUUGGUUUAGUUUUCCUUGGAUUCAUGGUCCUUUACUGUGACAGAGGAGCACUUGAUGUGUAAUGAAUCCGAUGAUAAUGCAUUCCUUUUCUUUUUUUU